This is a messenger RNA of Coccinella septempunctata (seven-spotted ladybird), 1459 nucleotides long. RefSeq names its product serine/Arginine-related protein 53-like. Lineage: Eukaryota; Metazoa; Arthropoda; Insecta; Coleoptera; Coccinellidae. The coding region runs from base 316 to 1458 and encodes 380 amino acids. The record is from RefSeq and is a predicted model, not a curated record. The transcript is spliced from 4 exons.
AUAACCAAAAACCAGGGACAAAUCUGCCAAAAACUGUCAAAUCUACCCGUUCUCUCAAAAAAUCGAAGUUUUUGGUACGCCGUUCGAUUCAUUUGUAAUGUUAAAUGCUGAAAUUAUUUGUAAUUUUCAAACCUCUUCAUUAUCAGGUCGCGAGCGUGUGACUAGUAUGAUAUAAAUUUUCGAGGAAUUCGGGGGAUAUACUUCACUCGAUCUUCAAGAAAGUUAUUUAUGAAUGAAGAAACAAGAAUGGAAAAAUGGGUGAAAGAACUCUAUUCAUUCAGGCAGAAGGCUCUACAGAAAGGAAUUAAGAAUUGAAUGUAUCCAGUGAUGGCAUUCAAACUUUACCCAGCACUUGGCUGCUUCCUAGCCAUCAUUUUAUAUAUUGUGUCCAUGUUUAAACAUCCUCUGAUAGAAAAGUGUGAAGUAGAUAAAUGUCCACUCUGUUAUGGAACCAAUAUGUGUGAUAGUAUGAACAAUUCUGAAAUAGAGUUGGAUUUCUCUUCGUUUGACAGGGUAUUCAAUAACCUUUUCAGUGUAAAAAAUGUAUUUUAUGGUAAAUUCAAAGACUCAGAAGUGGUUUUGAAAAAGUUGGGACAAGAUGAGGAGCUAGUGAAAGUGUUGACUAUGGUUAAAACCUUAAGUACAAGUAAAUAUAGAGACUUUUUAGUGAAUAGUGUUUUAGAUACAUUUUAUAAAAAAGACAAUGUGAAUGUUAAAGACUUUCAUGUGUGUAAUUUAGAAACAGCAGAGUACUUACUAGAAUAUCUUUACCAAAAAGGUCUAACUUUAGAACAAAUUUGGACGAUUAAACAAGUGAAUGUUGAACCACUAUUACUGAAAGUGUUCAAACAUGAAAAAGGCUGGCCUGUUCCAAAGUAUUUUGGGGCCUGUGGACGAAUGAUUGUACAGAGUUAUUGUGGUGUUAAUUUGAAUUAUGUUGAGAAAUAUUCUUGGAUUGAAAGAGCUACCAUAGCUGUUGGUAUUAUAAAUGCUGCAGAAGAUUUCACAACAGCACAUCAAACUUUUAGUCUUUACUUGACAGAUAUCUCGCCGGAUAACAUAGUUGUUGAUCAUAAUUUGAAUGUUUAUUUCAUUGAUUUGGAGAAUGGCAUUUUACAAAUGAGGAAUGAUAGUAUGGAAAAAUUCAAUAUAAAAAACCAUCACCGAAGUAGGAAUUUUGAAGAUGAACCAUACGCAUUUUCUACUGAUGACAUCUGUUCGUAUCAGCUUAGUGAUCACAAUAUAUACAGUGUUUGUAAACUACUACUUUCAUCUAAAACACCGUGGCCAAUGAUGAAAGGAGGAUUAUUGCAUUCUCCUCCCAAUUCGAUAAGAGGUCACGAUUUGUUCAAAUAUAUCGAGUUGUGUGUUGAGGCUGAUGACAAAAUUAAUAGAUUUGCUGUUAUGAAAGUCAUUGUAAAUAUUUUGAGGGACAUAUUAAAUAUGAGUCAUAAGUAAA